Fusarium venenatum is the source of this 2094-nucleotide messenger RNA. Lineage: Eukaryota; Fungi; Ascomycota; Sordariomycetes; Hypocreales; Nectriaceae. The record is from RefSeq and is a predicted model, not a curated record.
AUGGAUCAUUCCAGUACUGGCCCGGGAUUCACCAACAACGGACCCGCGGCUCCCGAUGACUCUGCACGGCGUGCGAUCCGUUGCGAUAAAGACUGGCCUUGCUCCAACUGUCGCACUGCCAAACGCUCUUGUACAUCCACUGGUGUCGGUCAGAGACCUAAAGAGCCCAGGCAACGAGUGCUCAUCUCGUCUCAAUAUGAGCGCAAGAUUGAUCAGAUCGAAGUCCGCCUAGCUAACAUAGAAAACCUCCUCCGCGACCUCUCUCAGCGCCCCACCUCAACACCAGGUAGCAAUGUUUAUCUCCCCGUAACCCCUACAGCCUUUGCUGGUCUAGAUGCCAACGCUGCCUCGACGGUCGGCUUUGAAAGCUCUGAUGAUGAAUCUGCACUGGGCGGCGAUUCUGUGAUUGCCCAGCAAACCACGUUUGCUAGCGAACUCCUUGAGCAUGCCGUAGAGCGUACCUCAUUGCACGAUGUCAGCCCUAAGAUGUGGGAAGCCCUUGCCAACCUAAGACAGAUAGCCGAACUCCAGAGUCGACAAUCCAUCAGCCAUGGCCCCAGGUUUCCAUUGCAACAACCAUUGCCACCGGGUGGCCUGGGUCAGCUCAAGAUGCCUCCUAUGGAUAUCGUUGUCUCUAUGCUGAAGCGUGCCAGGGCUUCUCCUCCGGGACUCUUCACAUUCGUGUGUUAUUUCGUAGGCAUUAGUGACUUCUCAAACCUUUGUCGAAUGGUCUACUUCCCCACUGAAGACUUUACUGAUGCUACAUUUAUCAUUGUCAACGUUGGGCUCUAUUAUUUGUUUCUCGAGCAACAUUCAUUGGCCACAGACAACAAGGCCCUCAAGGACGAGUUUGCCUCGCACCUUUACACAAGUCGAGUCAACUUGGAAACAGGACUGGCAAACAUGUCUCUCUUCAUGUCGGUUAAGAUCGAGACGGUCCAAGCUCUGUUGUUGGGGACGUUGUACGCCAUUGAUGUGUGCAGACCCUCGGUGGCCUGGCACCUUAAUAGUGCUGCCGCACAAAUGUGCCAGACCGCAGGUUUUCACCGCAAAGACCACUCCGUUCGCAAUCCGGAAGAAGCUAGUAUCAGGGCAAUCCUCUUCUGGUACGUUUACACGACAGAUAAAGCAUUGGCAAUCCGACUUGGACGUGCCCCUCUCAUCCAGGAUUGGGAAAUUGACAUCCCACGCACCUUUCACUUUGAGGGCAUAUUGAGCCUUGAAACCAAAGCUGUUGCAGCCAUGUGGCUCAGCGCUGCAACGCUCCAAGGCCAAGUAUAUGAGCAGCUCUUUUGCCCAGCAGCACUAGCUCAGCCUCCUGCUGUUAUUGCUGAGAGGGCUCGGAUGCUAGCAGCAAAGUGUCGAGAGGUAGAGGCGCAGGCGUACGAGAGCCGAGGAAUGGCCAUUGCCUCGCUCGAGAAAAUAGGAGCAUCCCCCCUUGUCGAUAUUCACGUCAAGGGUGACGAAGUCCAGCUGUUAUCAACCAUGACACUCAUCUACCGAGCGAUCCCGGCCCCCGAAGGCUCCUCCAGCAGGUUCUGUGACGAGUGUAUCGAGACCGCACGAAGGGCAACACAUACGCAUCUAUCUUGUAUGGAACUGGUACGGAAGGAUCCUCAUGCGAGAAACAUCUAUGUCCAUUGGAACCUGGUAUUGACUCCAUUCGCCCCCUUCUUCGUUCUGUUCUGCUAUGUCAUAGAGACAUCAUCGGCAGAGGACCUGCGUCUCUUGUGUGACUUCAGCACAUCAAUUGGCGAAACCAGUGACGCUUCGGAAACCAUGCAAAAACUAUCACGGCUGUGCCAAGUCAUGAGCAAUGUCGCGGCGCUUUAUGUCGAGGCCAAGUCGCAACAGCAAGAAGAUCAAACAAUGGUGCCAAUCGGAGACGAGUUUGACGUUUAUCUGAGCCAACUGGGCUUCAUGCCUGUAAUGGACCCAAACAUCAACACCGCCGGCAGUGACUCUAAUGCUGCAUUUCCGGAUAACUCGCAGGUGGCGCAAAUGGCAGACUGGAUGUCUGGAAGCCGCAACUUGCUGGGAUUGUUGGAACAGGAUAUAUCUCAAAUAGGCGGUCCCCAGUGGCCACCAAUGUGA